GUUUUUUUUUUUUUUUUGUUUGUUUCUUGAGCGUGUCAACACAGAAUAGAACAAUGGCUGACACCAGUGUGUUAACGUCUGCUACUGGGAGACCUAGCUUGGCAGACUCUUCUAUGUUUGAUUCUAAAGUUACUGAAACUUCCAAGGAAAACUUGUGUAUUGAAUCUACUUCAAAUGUUGAAGAAGAAAUGCCUCAGGUUGAAACCAGAGUGGUGAUGGUUCAAGAAGCUGCAAAACAAGAAGAACUUCUGGAAGCCUUAAAGACUGUUACAAUAAUGGAAGUCCCUGUUAUAAAGAUAAAAGAACGUUGUCCUGGGAAAUCGGAUGAGAAAUUAAUAAAAAGUGUUAUUCAUGUGGAAAUUAAAGUGCCCUGUGUCAAGAUGGACUCAAUGGAAGAACUUGAAGGCCUGGAUUCCCCAGAAUAUGAGAAUGUGUUUGUAGUAACGGACUUCCAGGAGUCUGUCUUUGAUGACUUACACAAAGCUGACUGUCGAAUUGUUGGACCACCAGUUAUACUCAGUUGUGCUCAGAAGGGAGAGCCUCUGCCAUUCUCAUGCCGUCCACUGUAUUGUACAAGUAUGAUCAAUCUAGUGUUGUGCUUCACUGGGUUCCGGAAGAAAGAAGAACUAGUUAAAUUGGUGACAUUGGUUCAUCAUAUGGGUGGAGUUAUUCGAAAAGACUUCAAUUCAAAAGUUACACAUUUGGUGGCAAAUUGUACACAAGGAGAAAAAUUCAGGGUUGCUGUGAGCCUAGGGACUCCAGUUAUGAAACCAGAAUGGAUUUACAAAGCAUGGGACAGGCGGAAUGAGCAGGAUUUCUGUGCAGCAGUUGAUGACUUUAGAAAUGAAUUUAAAGUUCCUCCAUUUCAAGGUUGCACUUUAAGCUUCCUGGGAUUUUCAGAUGAAGAGAGAACCAAUAUGGAAGAGAUGACUGAAAUGCAAGGAGGUCACUACUUACCAGUUGGAGAUGCAAGGUGCACUCACCUUAUAGUAGAAGAGAAUACAGUGAAAGAACUUCCAUUUGAACCCCCAAAGAACCUGUAUGUUGUCAAGCAAGAGUGGUUCUGGGGAAGCAUUCAGAUGGAUGCUCGCGCUGGAGAAACUAUGUAUCUGUAUGAGAAGGCAAAUACGCCCGAACUCAAGAAGUCAGUGUCACUGCUUUCUCUAAGCACCCCAAACAGCAACCGCAAAAGACGCCGUCUGAAAGAGACACUUGCUCAGCUGUCGAGAGAGACGGACCUGUCUCCUUUCCCUCCCCGCAAACGUCCUUCAGCUGAGCAUUCCCUGUCUAUAGGAUCACUCCUGGAUAUCUCCAACACGCCUGAGUCGAGCAUUAACUAUGGAGAAACACCUAAAUCUUGUACUAAGUCUUCUAGAAAUUCAACCCCAAUUCCUUCAAAGCAGUCAGCCAGGUGGCAAGUUGCAAAAGAGCUCUAUCAAACUGAAAGUAAUUAUGUUAAUAUACUGGCAACAAUUAUUCAAUUAUUUCAGGUGCCACUGGAAGAAGAAGGACAACGUGGUGGGCCUAUCCUUGCAUCAGAAGAGAUUAAGACAAUUUUUGGGAGCAUACCUGACAUCUUUGAUGUGCAUACAAAGAUAAAGGAUGAUCUUGAAGACCUUAUUGUUAAUUGGGAUGAGAGCAAAAGCAUUGGUGAUAUCUUUCUUAAAUAUUCAAAAGAUUUGGUAAAAACCUACCCUCCCUUUGUAAACUUCUUUGAAAUGAGCAAGGAAACAAUUAUUAAAUGUGAAAAACAGAAGCCCCGAUUUCAUGCCUUUCUCAAGAUAAACCAAGCUAAGCCAGAAUGUGGGCGGCAGAGCCUCGUGGAACUUCUCAUCCGGCCAGUGCAGAGGCUCCCCAGUGUGGCCUUACUUCUAAAUGACCUUAAGAAGCACACGGCUGAUGACAACCCUGACAAAAGCACUUUAGAGAAAGCGAUUGGAUCGCUGAAAGAAGUCAUGACGCAUAUCAAUGAGGACAAAAGAAAAACAGAAGCACAGAAGCAAAUUUUUGAUGUUGUUUAUGAAGUAGAUGGAUGCCCAGCUAAUCUCUUAUCUUCUCACCGGAGCUUAGUGCAACGGGUCGAAACAAUUUCUCUAGGCGAGCAGCCCUGCGACAGGGGAGAGCAAGUAACUCUUUUCCUCUUCAAUGACUGCCUGGAGAUAGCAAGAAAGCGGCAUAAAGUAAUUGGCACUUUCAGAAGUCCUCAUGGCCAUACCCGACCCCCUGCUUCUCUGAAGCAUAUUCAUUUAAUGCCUCUCUCACAAAUUAAGAAGGUCCUGGACAUAAAGGAGACAGAAGACUGCCACAAUGCUUUCGCCUUGCUUGUGAGGCCGCCAACUGAACAGGCCAACGUCCUGCUCAGUUUCCAGAUGACAUCCGACGAACUUCCAAAAGAAAACUGGCUAAAGAUGCUGUGUCGACACAUAGCCAACACCAUGUGUAAAGCAGAUGCUGAGGAUCUUAUUUAUACUGCAGAUCCCGAAUCCUUUGAAGUAAAUACGAAAGAUAUGGAUAGUACACUGAGUAGAGCAUCUAGAGCAAUAAAGAAGACCUCAAAAAAGGUUACGAGGGCAUUCUCCUUUUCUAAAACGCCCAAAAGAGCUCUACGGAUGGCUCUGAUGUCAUCCCAUAGUUCAGCGGAGGGAAGAAGCCCUUCCAGCAGCGACAAGCACACAAUGAGCCGUCUCUCCAGCACAUCUUCGUUAGCAGGUAUUCCAUCUCCUUCCCUCGUCAGCCUUCCCUCAUUCUUUGAAAAGAGAAGUCAUACAUUAAGUAGAUCUACAACUCACUUGAUAUGAACUCUAACCAUUUUAUGGAACCUUGUUCUCUAAGAACUGACCUACAUGGUACGAGCAGUCAGCACUCGGUGAGAGCAGAAGAAUGUAAGCAACACUAAAUGAGGCCUUUCGAUCUUCUUGGCAGACAGGUUACCUCUUCUUUUCAAGUUAAUCCAUGUAAAAUGUACUGAUUUUGAUGUAAUUUAUUUUUUUUUUGCUUGGAUCUCUCGUCUGAAAACCAGUAACAUAAGUUAUUCAUGAUAACCAGUAGUUUUGUAACUCUGGUGCAGAAAAUAAAAUGUUAUUGGUGGGGGCCAAACAUUCCUGCUUUUCUGUAUAGUAUCUUGAAUGAAUUUUGGUUGUCUGUAUUGUACAUUUCAGUUUGUGCAGUGAUGAAAUGAUAUUACAAUACUUACUGAAUAAAUACUUGCAAAGAGUUGGAUUUAAGUGCAGGGCUUUAUGCACAUGCAUUGUUGGAGGUGCUUAUCUGCUCAUUUUGCAGUGUACUUUUUUUUCCUCAAAUGUUUUCAAGACCUAGCAUGUGAAUUUGGAAACAUGUACCUUUAUUAGCAAGUAUAAUUAAGAUCAAUUCAAAGUAUUUUUGCACAUUGAGAUAAGCACAGAACGAUUAUAAAAUAUUGUAUAUGUUGCAAAUCAUGAUGUUGGUAUAAGCAGGUAGCUGUUUCAGAGACAUAUUUUUUAUUUUAGCUCCUAGCAAAUCGUGAUUUACUUGGAUACUGUGUUGAUUUUUAUUUCCAAUAAGAGCAUGGGAAGAGUGUGCUGAAGAAAGUUUAUGUUCUUUAUGAAAUAGUUCUUAAGUUGUCAUCAGCUUUACUAAUCUGCUGUGAAAUACAAAGAUCUGCAUGUGAUCAACUUUUUUGUGGUCAUUGUAAACGCAAAUUGGAACUUUACUGACAUCUUUCAGAAUAGCUUUCUCAUACUCAGCAAUACAAAGCAAUCAAGUUCCUAUGAAUAGAUUUAUUUUCUGUUUCCUACCUGUUUAAAAGAGCGCUACAGAAGUGCCAUUGCUACUUAACCAAUUCUAGCUAUCUGUUGUAAUAGUUUAAGUGACUGUGGAUUGUUUCCAUACCAUGUGUGUGCUACUUCACAGACUAGUUAUGAUCUCUCUUUAUUAUAUUUUAAAAGCAGUUAUGUUAGUAGGGACUUUGUAAAUAAAUAACUUAAAACUUAA
Jaculus jaculus (lesser Egyptian jerboa) is the source of this 3969-nucleotide messenger RNA. RefSeq names its product protein ECT2. The transcript has 25 exons. Lineage: Eukaryota; Metazoa; Chordata; Mammalia; Rodentia; Dipodidae. Bases 54 to 2798 code for a protein of 914 amino acids. Gene Ontology annotation, cellular component: cell cortex; nucleus. Gene Ontology annotation, biological process: mitotic cytokinesis; nervous system development; activation of GTPase activity. The record is from RefSeq and is a predicted model, not a curated record. Gene Ontology annotation, molecular function: guanyl-nucleotide exchange factor activity; GTPase activator activity.